Rhodotorula graminis WP1 is the source of this 1639-nucleotide messenger RNA. RefSeq lists its product as uncharacterized. Lineage: Eukaryota; Fungi; Basidiomycota; Microbotryomycetes; Sporidiobolales; Sporidiobolaceae. Gene Ontology annotation, biological process: N-terminal peptidyl-glycine N-myristoylation. Gene Ontology annotation, cellular component: cytoplasm. The transcript is spliced from 11 exons. Gene Ontology annotation, molecular function: glycylpeptide N-tetradecanoyltransferase activity. The record is from RefSeq and is a predicted model, not a curated record. The annotation marks the transcript as partial.
CAAGGGCAAGGGCAAGGCCGUCAAGUUCUCGGGCAAGCAGCUCGACGACGUCGCGGCGCGCAUCGUCAAGGACCACCCAGAGCUCGAGGGCCAGCUCGGGCGCGACGACGUGCAGCACCUCCUCGAGACGCUCCAGAUCGACAAGGACGUCAUUCGCGGCGACAAGGGCUUCAUGGGCAAGGGCGCAAAGGGCAUGGGCGGCCACAAGUUCUGGCGCACGCAGCCCGUCCCGCAACUCGAGGAGAAGCAGGACGAGUUCCGCGAGGGCCCGCUCGAGGCCGACAAGAAGCCCGACGAGGUGCAGCACGAGCCCGUCAAGCUGCACAAGGACUUUAGCUGGGUCACGGUCGACUUGACCGACGAGGCGCAGAAGAAGGAGGUGUACGACCUGCUCACGCACCACUACGUCGAGGACCUCGACGCCUCGUUCCGGUUCGACUACUCGCCCGAGUUCAUCGAGUGGGCCCUCAAGCCGCCUGGGUACGUCCCCGACUGGCACGUCGGCAUCCGCGUCGCCGAGACGGGCAAGCUCGUCGGCUUCAUCUCGGGCGUCCCCAUGGACCUGCGCAUCCGCAACGCGACCAAGCGCGUCACCGAGAUCAACUUCCUGUGCGUGCACAAGAAGCUGCGCGCCAAGCGACUCGCGCCCAUCCUCAUCCAGGAGGUGACGCGCCGCACGCACCUCAAGGGCAUCUUCCAGGCCAUCUACACGUCGGGCACGUUCCUCCCGACCCCCUUUUCGCGGUGCCAGUACUACCACCGCAACCUCAACCCGGCAAAGCUCGUCAAGCUCGGCUUCUCGGCCGUCGCGCGCAACUCGACCGUCGCGCGCAUGGUCAACCACUACCGCGUCCCGGGCGAGACGACGAUCCCGGGCUUGCGCGAGCUCGAGAAGCGCGACCUCAAGCAGGCGAGCCGGCUCAUGAGGGCCUACUCGGCCCGGUUCGACGUCGCGCCCAUGCUCAGCAACAAGGACGUCGAGCACGCCAUGUGGGACGGCCGCGGCAAGGAGGUCAACGGCAAGCGCGAGGGACAGGUCACGUGGAGCUACGUCGUCGAGGACCCCGAGACGCACCGCAUCACAGACGUCUUUAGCUUCUACCACCUGCCCUCCACGGCGAUCCAGGCGAGCCCGCCCGCGCGCGUCGAGGCGGCGUACCUCUACUUUUACGCGACGACCGCCGCGCCGUCGUGCGCCGACCUCGGCGACGGGAGCGUCGCCGUCCCCGUGCGCAACUGGAAGGACGAGACCGAGGACGAGAGGAAGGUGCUCGGGGACCGGCUCAAGGCGCUCAUGGGUGACGCGCUCACGCUCGUCUCGAGGGCCGGCUUCGACGUCCUCAACACGCUCACGAUCCAGGACAACUCGCUCUUCCUCGAGGACCUCAAGCGGGUUCCUCCACUUCUACCUCUACAACUACGCUACCAAGCCUGUCCUUGGCGGAAUCGACCCGAGCGACGGCGGGUCCGGCGUCGGCGUCAUCAUGCUCUGAUGAGUGCGGCGAUACUCGGCCGCAGGCACGGCGGAACUUGUGGAGGUAGCGCAAAGGAGCUGGAGUGGGAGCGGAGCGCAACGCAGUUAUUUUCUUUCUCGCUCUCGUCCGUGGGCGUUGAGCAACGUACAGAGCGGCUCGCACUC